This is a messenger RNA of Heterocephalus glaber (naked mole-rat), 8274 nucleotides long. NCBI's taxonomy places the organism in Eukaryota, Metazoa, Chordata, Mammalia, Rodentia, Bathyergidae. The record is from RefSeq and is a predicted model, not a curated record.
GAGGAACAUUUGAUGGAAGAAAAGAAAAAGAAAAAGCAGGAAGAAAAGAAAAAGAAGGAAGGUGCUCAGAAAAAGGCUGCUGAUCAAAAAACCAAAGUGCCAGAACCUACUAAGACCUGUUCAAGCCAGCCCCAACCUGCCGGUACCAGUACCAAUACUUCCACCAGCACUAUCUCCAGCAGCAGCAAUGGCAAACGUGCACCUGCCAGUGGCCAGCAGCCAGCUGCAUCCCGUUACCUGCCUCGUGAGGUGCCUCCACGCUUCCGCCAGCAAGAACAGAAGCAGCUGUUAAAGAGAGGCCAGCCAUUGCCUGCAGGGACGCUGACCAGUGUGAGCCCAGCACAGGGUGCAAGCCCUCCUCCCCUUCCUGGAGCUGGGGCGCAGCAGCAGCAUCCCAGCAAGCUCCAACCAGAUCUCAGUCACAGUGGAUUAGCUGACCAUUAUGAAAAUCCCCCCUGGGGACAGCAGCCCCCUUACAGGAGCGAAGCCAGCUGCAACUGGGAUGAAGUGAUAAUAGACAGGACUGACCAGGAGGCGUGGCCUUCCAUCACAGGAAUAGAGACUGAAUCUGCCUCAGAAUGUCCUCCAGACACUGACUCUGCCUCUACCUGUGGCUCCGAGAACAGUAGCAUGGCUACAGGGAGUGCCCAGGGCAGCUUCACAGGACAUACCAAGAAGGCGAAUGGCAAUAAUGGCACCAAUGGCGCACUCGUCCAAAGCCCUUCUAAUCAGAGUGCCCUUGGGACAGGGGGAGUGAACGGGAAUGGAAGCGCAGCCAGAGUGUGGGGUGUAGCCGCAGGCUCAGGCUCUGGCCUGGCUCACUGCUCUAUCAGUGGUGGGGAUGGAAAAAUGGACAACAUGAUUGGAGAUGGAAGAAGUCAGAAUUGCUGGGGUGCUUCCAACUCCAACACCGGCAUUAAUCUUAACCUUAAUCCUAAUGCCAACCCAGCUGCCUGGCCUGUACUUGGACAUGAAGGAACUGUGGCAACAAGCAACCCUUCCAGUAUUUGCAGUCCAGUCAGUGCCAUUGGACAGAAUAUGGGCAGCCAGAAUGGGAACCCAGCAGGCACUCUGGGUGCUUGGGGAAACUUGCUGCCGCAAGAGAGCACAGAACCACAAACGUCCACUUCUCAGAAUGUGUCUUUCAGCGUACAACCUCAGAACCUUAACACUGAUGGACCAAAUAACACUAACCCCAUGAACUCUUCACCAAACUCUAUCAAUGCAAUGCAGACAAAUGGACUGCCCAACUGGGGCAUGGCUGUUGGUAUGGGGGCCAUCAUCCCGCCCCACCUGCAAGGCCUUCCUGGUGCUAAUGGAUCAUCAGUUUCUCAAAGCAGUGGAGGUGGUGGUGAAGGAAUAAGCAGUUCUGUGUGGGGACUGGCCCCCAGUAACCCUGCCACAGGAAAUAGCAGUUCUGGGUUCAGUCAGGGGAAUGGAGACACUGUGAACUCAGCAUUAAGUGCUAAACAAAAUGGAUCCAGCAGUGCUGUGCAAAAGGAAGGGAAUGGAGGGAGCGCCUGGGAGUCUGGGCCUCCAGCAGGCCCUGGGAUACUCACUUGGGGUAGGGGCAGUAGCAACAAUGGAGUUGGUAAUAUCCAUUCGGGAGCGUGGGGCCACCCCAGCCGAAGUUCCUCUAAUGGUGUGAAUGGGGAGUGGGGAAAGCCCCCAAACCAGCAUUCCAGUAGUGACAUCAAUGGGAAAGGAUCAGCAGGGUGGGACAGCCCCAGUGUUGCCAGCCAGACUCCUGCCUUGCAGCCUGGCAGUGAACACCUGAACUCUUGGGCCAAAGCUGCAUCUUCUGGAACUACGACAAGUGAAGGAAGCAAUGAUGGGUCUGGUAAUCACAAUGAAGGAGGCACUGGGAGGGACGGGACAGGAGAGAGCCGGAGACGAGAUAAGGGGGGUAUAGACCAGGGGCACAUCCAGUUGCCACGGAAUGAUCUGGACCCCAGAGUUCUGUCUAAUACUGGUUGGGGACAGACUCCUGUAAAGCAAAACACUGCCUGGGAAUUUGAAGAAUCCCCUAGGUCUGAAAGGAAAAAUGACAAUGGGACAGAGGCCUGGGGGUGUGCAGCUACUCAGCCUUCAAACUCAGGGGGGAAGAAUGAUGGGUCCAUCAUGAACAGUACAAAUACCUCUUCAGUAUCAGGGUGGGUCAGCUCACCACCUGCCACCGUGCCAGCAAACACAGGUUGGGGAGACAGCAACAACAAAGCACCAAGUGGCCCAGGGGUUUGGGGGGACUCGAUAAGCUCUACUGCUGUUAAUAAUGCUGCUGCUGCCAAGAGUGGCCAUUCUUGGAGUGGGACCGUAAAUCAGGAGGACAAAUCACCCACCUGGGGUGAGCCUCAGAAACCCAAAUCCCAAAACUGGGGAGAAGGACAAAGAUCGAACCCAGCCUGGAGUACAGGAGGGGGGGACUGGGCAGAUUCAUCAUCUGUCUUGGGACACCUGGGGGAUGGGAAAAAAAAUGGAUCUGGAUGGGAUACUGACAGUACUAGAUCAGGGUCUGGGUGGAAUGAUGCCACACGAUCUGGGACCAGUGGCUGGGGCAAUGGCACAAAUGCAAAAGUGAAUCCAGGUACAAACUGGGGGGAGUCUCUGAAACCUGGUCCCCAACAGAACUGGGCCAACAAACCCCAAGACAACAGUGUGAGUAACUGGGGAGGAGCUGCUUCUGUUAAACAGACAGGGACAGGGUGGAUUGGGGGCCCGGUACCAGUCAAGCAGAAGGACAGCAGUGAGGCCACUGGCUGGGAAGAACCCUCUCCACCGUCCAUCCGACGCAAAAUGGAAAUUGAUGAUGGUACCUCAGCUUGGGGGGACCCAAGCAACUACAACAAUAAAACUGUAAACAUGUGGGACAGAAACAACCCAGUCAUGCAGAGCAGUACCACGACCAACACCACCACCACCACCCCCACCACGAGCAACACCACACACCGUGGCGAGACGCCGCCUCCACACCAGGCCAGUGCUCAGCUGAAUCGGUCGCCUUUGCUUGGGCCAGUUUCAUCAGGCUGGGGAGAAAUGCCUAAUGUUCACUCAAAGACUGAAAAUGCGUGGGGAGAGCCUUCCUCCCCAUCCACCCUGGUCGAUAAUGGCACAGCAGCAUGGGGGAAGCCACCCAGCAGUGGCAGCGGGUGGGGAGAUCACCCUGCUGAGCCAGCAGUGACCUUUGGAAGAGCUGGCGCACCCACUGCCACCCCAGCCCUGUGCAAACCAGCUUCCAAGUCUAUGCAAGAAGGCUGGGGCAGUGGUGGGGACGAAAUGAACCUGGGCACUGGCCAGUGGGAGGAUGAGGAAGGGGACGUGUGGAAUAAUGCUGCUUCCCAAGAAAGCGCCUCCUCCUGUGGCUCCUGGGGCAGUGCCCCCAAGAAGGGACUUCAGAAGGGCAUGAAGACACCUGGCAAGCAGGACGAGGCCUGGGUCAUGAGCCGGCUGAUGAGACAACUCACGGACAUGGGCUUCCCGGUGACUGGUGUCUUAUUACUACUCUCCCACAUGUCCCUAAGCAAACAGCCCUACUUGUCUCCAUCAGUGUUUGAUGUUUAUGGCAAGAGAGAGCCUGCUGAAGAGGCCUUGAAGAGCAACAAUAUGAACCUUGACCAGGCCAUGAGCGCUCUGCUGGAAAAGAAGGUGGACAUGGACAAGCGUGGAUUGGGAGUGACCGACUACAAUGGAGUGGUCACCAAACCCCUCGGCUGCCGCCCACCAAUCUCCAAAGAGUCUUCCAUGGACCGCCCCACCUUUCUUGACAAGGAUGGCGGCCUCGUGGAAGAGCCCACGACUUCACCAUUUUUGCCUUCCCCAAGCCUGAAGCUCCCUCUUUCCAACAGUGCACUCCCCAGUCAGGCCCUGGGUGGGAUUGCCUCAGGGCUGGGCAUGCAAAACUUGAACUCUUCUAGACAGAUCCCGAGUGGCAAUCUGGGUAUGUUUGGCAAUAGCGGAGCAGCACAAGCCAGGACCAUGCAGCAGCCGCCGCAGCCACCAGUGCAGCCUCUUAACUCCUCCCAGCCCAGCCUCCGUGCUCAAGUGCCUCAGUUUCUAUCCCCUCAGGUUCAAGCACAGCUUUUGCAGUUUGCAGCAAAAAACAUUGGUCUCAACCCUGCACUAUUAACCUCGCCCAUUAAUCCUCAGCAUAUGACGAUGUUGAACCAGCUCUAUCAGCUGCAGCUGGCAUACCAACGUUUACAAAUCCAGCAGCAGAUGUUACAGGCCCAGCGUAAUGUUUCCGGACCCAUGAGACAACAGGAGCAGCAAGUUGCGCGCACAAUCACUAAUCUGCAGCAGCAGAUCCAGCAGCACCAGCGCCAGCUGGCCCAGGCACUGCUCGUGAAGCAGCCUCCACCACCACCCCCGCCGCACCUGUCUCUGCACCCCUCUGCAGGCAAAUCGGCCAUGGACAGCUUCCCCCCGCACCCCCAGACUCCAGGCCUCCCUGACCUGCAGACCAAAGAGCAGCAGUCUUCACCCAAUACCUUCACUCCUUACCCUCUCGCUGGACUGAACUCAAACAUGAAUGUCAACAGCAUGGACAUGACCAGCGGCCUGUCAGUGAAGGACCCAUCUCAGUCCCAGUCACGCCUCCCUCAGUGGACACAUCCCAAUUCAAUGGACAGCUUGUCCAGUGCUGCUUCUCCUAUGGAUCAGAAUCCCAGCAAGCAUGGUGCUAUCCCUGGAGGUCUAAGCAUUGGGCCUCCAGGUAAGUCCUCCAUUGAUGACUCCUAUGGCCGGUACGAUUUAAUCCAGAAUAGUGAGUCACCAGCCAGUCCUCCUGUAGCUGUUCCCCAUAGCUGGUCACGUGCCAAAUCUGACAGUGAUAAAAUCUCAAAUGGUUCCAGCAUCAACUGGCCCCCAGAGUUCCAUCCUGGAGUGCCAUGGAAAGGGCUUCAGAACAUCGACCCUGAGAACGACCCUGAUGUCACUCCUGGCAGUGUCCCCACCGGGCCUACCAUCAACACCACCAUCCAGGACGUCAACCGCUACCUCCUCAAGAGUGGAGGUAAACUGUCAGACAUGAAAUCGACCUGGUCCUCUGGCCCAGCCUCCCACACACAAGCCUCUCUGUCUCACGAGCUGUGGAAGGUGCCCAGGAACACUACUGCACCCACCAGGCCCCCACCAGGGCUAGCCAAUCCCAAGCCUUCCUCCACCUGGGGCGCCAGCCCCCUCGGCUGGACCAGCUCCUACUCCUCUGGUUCUGCUUGGAGCACUGACACCUCAGGAAGAACAAGCAGCUGGCUCGUUCUUCGCAACCUCACACCCCAGAUUGAUGGCUCCACCCUGCGGACGCUGUGUCUGCAGCAUGGGCCUCUCAUCACAUUCCACCUGAACCUGACCCAAGGCAACGCCGUAGUCCGCUACAGCUCCAAGGAGGAAGCCGCUAAGGCCCAGAAGUCUCUGCACAUGUGUGUGCUGGGAAACACUACCAUCUUGGCCGAGUUUGCAGGUGAAGAAGAAGUGAACCGAUUCCUGGCCCAAGGCCAAGCCCUGCCACCAACCUCCAGCUGGCAGCCGAGCAGCGGGAGCAGCCAGCCUCGGCUGGGUGCCUCAGGCAGCACCCAUGGCCUGGUGCGAAGCGAUGCCACCCACUGGGGUGCCCCGUGCCUGGGUAGCAAGGGGAGCAGCGAGCUGCUCUGGGGCGGGGGCCCCCAAUACUCGAGCAGCCUGUGGGGCCCACCCAGCACCGAUGAUGGCAGGCUGAUUGGCAGCCCCACCCCGCUGAAUACGCUGCUGCCAGGGGACCUGCUCAGCGGGGAGUCCAUCUAGGGCCACAGGCGUCCUUUGGGCGAGGAGGAGUGGCAACCUUCGUUCCCAAGGCCUGGCGCACUGCGGUCCUGCCAGACAAGCAGCCUGCAGCCCUUUUGAGUACCUCUGUCCAGUUUUGAAGAUGAACCUUCACUGUGGCCCUUGUGAACUGUUCCCGAAACAGUGCGGGCUGCAUUUGGUCAGUGUCACAUGCUAACGACAGGAUGUUCCUCAUAGCUUUUUAUUUUGUGUCGUCUUACAUUUGUAUGGUGUGUUGUCAUUUUGAGUUUUUAAGUAUAAAAGCUGCUUAGAAUAGUUCUAUCAUGAAGGGCACUUUUCAGAUUGUGGGCUGGAAAGGGUUAUUUUAUCGCGGGCAAGGGAGGGAGGGAGGGAAACGUGAAGCCUAUUUAAAGUGAGCCUGUGACGAUUAUGCACAUUACCAGAGGCGGCGGGGCAUGGAGCUCGGGCGCAGAGCUGAGCGGGCACCUCUGCCAUCACUCUCCACUCCCCGAAGCCGCCUAUGCACAUUACCCUUAUUUCAUUACUUUUUCAUGUCAUUUUUUAUCCCAAAAAAAUAUUUUUUAAAAGUGUAAAAAAAAAAAAAGACAUAUCAAACAUGCAAAUACUUGAAUCCAGCAGGCCAAUAAUGAAAUGUGAACACUUUCUAAGUCUAAUUCUACACUUCCAGGUUGACAUCAGUACACAGAAACAGGCUCUAGGGAAAAUUUCUAAGUUCAUAGCCUAUGUGUGCGUGUGUGUGCAACAGUAUGCAAGUGUGUGUGUGUGUGCUCCUGCAUGGUGCACGCUUCCUGUGUGUGUGAGAGAUUUAACUGUGGGUUUUCCCUUUUCAGUAUAUGCUUUUCUUGGCGCAUUGGUCAAAUGUUUGUUAUUAUUAGCUUCUAACUUUGCACUGAGGUGUCCCUGCCCUUCCUUUAGCUAAUCCUAAACAUUAAAGCGAAUUCACAGGACAGGGCUGGUGACAAUUCAUGUGUAAAUGUUUACUCAAGGACUCUGUUAACUGCGUUUAAAAUUACAGUGUAUAUCUCUGGAGAAAUAAUAUGUAUAUCUACCUUUAGCAGCUUUUUAUUGUGGACUAAUGCAAGAAAAUUAUUACCAGAGUAUUGCACCAUUUUUCCAUUUGGGAUAUAAAGUUAAAGAGAAAAAACUGUUGCUGAACUGUGGCCAUAGAUACUUGUAAAGAAUGGAUGGCUCCGCCAAAGGACUGGGCGGAAGCAAGCACUUGGACAUGGGUUGUGACUGCUUUUGGAGGAGCCUGUUUCGGCUCCCACCUGUUUACAGACCUUUUUUUUUCUCCUUUAGACUUUGAAAUUUAAAAAAAAAAUUUAAAAAGGAAUUAAAAAAAAACAGAAAAAACUUCCGUCGUAAAGAAACCUAUUUUCAGAAUGCAGAUGCGCUACUUCAGAGCUCUGGGAUUGGACAGUGCUGUCCCCCUUCGGUCAUCGUUGUGGACUCUGUCGAUUGUUCUCGCCCCUCUGUCACAGUGACGAGGCGUGGUGGUCACUGUCUUGCACAUGCCGGACGCGCUCUCAGGAAAGCCAGGGCUCCCGAGGGCAGCUCCACACCAUUUCAUGUAUUUUUAAGCCCAACUCCUAGCACUGAAGAUGUUACUAAAAAACAAAAACUUUAAAAAAAAAAAAAGGAAAGAAAAAAAAAUUUUUAAAAACCACAAAGAAGAAAAAUACCUAAUCUCUAAUGUGUAGCAGUUACAUAUUUACCAAAUAAUGGACUCAAAAGAAAUAGAUGUUUGAAGAGUGCUUUAUAUAUUAAAAAUUGCUUUAUGUUUUAAAAAUGAUCAAUGUUUUGUUUUGCAAGGACGAAAGACAAUGGAAUAACAUACCCUCAAGUAUGUUUUUAAAAAUAUAUAUGAACAUUGUGCUCCCUGCCUGCUUGAUCAGGAAACUUGUGCAUUACAUUUUUUUUAAUUAGCUUUUUAAUGGUUUUAUCAAAACAAAAAAAAAGAAAAAAAGAAAGAAAAGUCCUGCGAGAUUGCAGAUUCACAAAAGCUGGUUUUAUAGAGGAUCAUGAACUAUGCACAAACUGGGUUCAAGACGUUUUUCUCAAGUUUCGUAGUGUAUUUAGCUAACAAACCUUCCUCAGAGUGAUUGCAUCUCAUUGCCAUUACAUGCACUCUGUAUAUUUGAUGUACACAUACCUGAGUCUGUACAUCAAAUAUGUGCGUGUACGUGCGUGCACACCCAGACAUACAGCUUGCCAUGCUGCCGUUUAGCACUGAGUUGUAGAAAAAUUCCUGAUGUUUUAAAAUUGGGGAUAGAAGAAUCUGUUGUUUUCACUUUUUGUUGGGGGUUUUUUUUUCUUUUCCUUUUUGUUUUGACCUUUUAUUUUGAAUUUAAGAUGCCUAACUCUGAGAUUAAAAAACAAAUUUGUGGCUCUUAAUAUUUUUCUUCAUAGAAUGUGAUUGUUGAAGAACAUGCACCGAAAGUUGCUUUUAAAAGUACAACGCUUUGUUGAAUCUUAAUAAAUGGCAAUUUUUUUCUUGGC